Molecule: messenger RNA, 1603 nt
Organism: Pollicipes pollicipes
Lineage: Eukaryota; Metazoa; Arthropoda; Thecostraca; Pollicipedomorpha; Pollicipedidae
Product: corepressor interacting with RBPJ 1
Exons: 1
Coding region: 267-1253 (328 amino acids)
Biological process (GO): negative regulation of DNA-templated transcription
Cellular component (GO): nucleus
Molecular function (GO): transcription corepressor activity
Source: RefSeq, a predicted model, not a curated record
GCGAAAUCGUUUGGACACAGCGAGCGCCCGUGAUACCGAUAGGAGCCGUGAUAGUAACCUUCGCAGCGCGGUGCGCGGGUGUAUUGUGCGUUCGUGAUCAAGGCCCGAAGACUGUCCUUGCUUUGGGAGGUAGGCGGCAGUCCGGAGAAGAACACAGCGCACAAGGUUUAGCUAUAUCUGCCAGGUUCAACCUGGUGAUCCUCUCAUAAUCGCGGCAGGUGGUAAGCGGGGCCCUAGAACUACCCAGGCGCCCUUGCAUUACAAUAAUGGGGAAAGGUUUUAACAACUUCAUGUGCAAGAAAUUUUUUCAUCCUGGCUCAAUUGACAACUUGAAAAGAGUAUGGAUGGCCCAGCAGAAAACUGAUGCUGAAAAAAAGAAGCAAGAAGAACUGAAAUCUCAGUACGAUAAGGAGCAGGAGUUGUACAACAAUAAAGCUCUUCUUGCCAAGGGAGAAAACAAGGAGAAACUGAGCUUGAACUUCAUGUAUGAGCCUCCAGCUGGUAUGAAAAAGGAGCGUGAAAGAGAAGAUGGUGAACCUGAGUUCAAGUUUGAGUGGCAGAGAAAAUACAAUGGGCCAAGAGAAAGCUACUUAUCAAAAGAUGAUGACACAAUAAGGGAUCAGCCAUUCGGCAUCCAGGUCAGGAAUGUCAGGUGCAUCAAGUGCAAGAAGUGGGGUCAUAUCAAUACAGACAAGGAGUGUGAGCUGUAUACUGCCCCAUGGGAAUUGACAAACCCCACCACAUCCACAGACCCUCUUGAGCUGAUGCGUGGCAUGCGAGAUGGUGGUCUGGCCCUUAAGGCAGGUGUUGUUGAGGGAACUGCACCAAUUCCUGUUCAUCAGCUGGUUCCAUCUGGUGAUGAGGCAGGUCAGCAAGAGAGUGAAGAGAUGCAGUUCAUUAAAUCAUUGUCUCAGAAGCAAAAGCAAAAGUUACUCAAGAAACUGUGCAAGCUGGAGGAAAAGAAAAAAAGAAAGCAUAAGACCAGUUCAAGGAAGGCAUCACAUGCCUCGGACACAUCCUCAGAGAGUGAGGAAGACAGAAGUAAAGAGACUAAAGCUGAAAGGAAGACAGCAAAAUCAAAAAAGAAAAAAAGCAGCAGACAAGAUGAUGGAAAAUCAAAGCUGAGGAGGCAUGACUCUGAAGAGGAUGAGAGGAGACACAAAGGCUUGAAGAGCAGGAGGGAUGGGUACCAUGUCAAACACCACAGUGGGGAUAUCAAAAGAGAGGCCAGAAGAUCUAGAGACAGAAGAUGAUCAUUCCAUUUGUUGUGUUCUGUUUCCACAAACCACAGAUCAUUCAAGAAUGCUAACAUCUGGUGUUUCAUCACAUUUUCUUUGCCCAAUGUAUAAUGCCUAUUGUCUGAUAGCCAAUAGGAGUGCUGGUUUAUCAUAAAGUUGACACAUGUGAUAUUUGUGAUGUUGCCUUAUGGUCUAUAAAAAAAACAUUUUGUAUAGGUUAAUGACUGGUACAGCAAAACUUAGAUGAUGGCAAUGCCCUUGGUUUCUCUGUUGUUGCUAUCUCCUGUACUAAUAUGUGUGCAUAAUGCAUGCAUGUAUGUGAUGAUAUGUGGAUAUGUAAAUAAAACAGCCAUUUUUUUUGUUUU